AUGACGAGGUGGAAAAGUGUUAUUUUUACGUUUAUUUUAGUUUAUUUCGUCGGAAACUAUCAAGUUAAGUACGUUGACGCCUCAGUUACCGACAAAUGGGGAAACCAUGUUGCCGACGACGGUUCUGUAACAUGGGUUGACAUUCCUGUCGGCAAUAAAACGUACGUAACGACUAAUUCCUACGAUGACGGCGGGCUGGGACAGAUCUUUGCUUUUUCGAGAAGUUUUAUAAAUACCGUUCAACCAUCCAAUUUCCCUCUAGAUGUGUUAGAAAAAGCUCUGAAUGGAAGUUUUGACAUCGGAAAGGACUAUAUGGAGCUGGUGGACUACUCUAUGGGAUUUGCGAUCUGUUUUGCUAUUGGUUUACUGUUUGUGAUAUUACUUCCGCUGUGUGGUUGCUGCAUAUGCUGCUGUCGUUGUUGCUGUGGUAACUGUGGAGGGGACCUCAAGGCGGUAUACAACAAGAAUGAGGACUGUAAAAGGAUGGGUCUGGCACAAGCAUUAUUUCUUAUGGUUGUUUUAAUGGCUGGAGCAGCAGGUUGUGUUUGGAUGACGAACGGUCGGUUUACUACGGCCAUUGACUACACGGAGGACAAUCUAAUCACUAACCUAGACGAUCUGGAAACAUUUUUUGAAAAUAUUGUUGCUCAAUUUCAAUACCUGUCACAAGACAUGUAUAACCUGAUACAGACUGCGAUUGUUGACGAUAUAUCAGAUAUGGGAGGAGUGAUAGAAGAAGCUAUUUUCAACAACCUUGGCAUAGACGCAGUUGUGGUUGCUGUUAUCGAACUGGACACAACGAUAUGCAAUAUCAGCGAUACGCUUGCACAAGUAAUCUCCGACCAGAACACACUGAUUUCCGCGGCCGACAACCUGACCACGGCAAUGAACGAUCUUGGCACGGACAUUGAUACCACGAAAUCUACAUGCUCUUCUUCCGGUGUUGCAUGCCAGACGGCUUGCGACAAUAUGGACACUACGGCUCUGAAAUCUGGGAGCGCAGAUUUCAGUUCGCUGCCUGAUCUGACAUCAGUCCAGUCCAAUGUUGAUGAUAUAAAGAAUAUGAAUCUCUCGGACAUAGCCCAGUCUGCAAACGCUUCGAUACAGGACGUAUCAACUAUUGUCAACAACAACACUGCAUCAAUCAAAGCUGAUGUAAAUACCACGAUGAAUGAGUUUGCCGGUACAAUCGGUAACAUGACGAACGACCUUAUCGAUGCUCUGAAUGGGACAGUCGACUCGUCCGGGUUAAAAACUGGCCUAGGAGAUUUCUUUAGUAUGGUCAAGAACUAUGACGGAUACAGAGUAUACUUCGGGUACGCUUUGACGGCAUUGUUUACUAUCAUUGUGGUUCUGGCUUUACUUGGGAUCUGUUGCGGCUGCCUCGGACAGGACUCGGAAAAGUUACCUACAGAAAGAGGCGCAAUGUCAAACUGUGGAGGGUGUCUGCUCAUUAUACCUGUGGUGAUGAUGUUUGUCGUUGGGUCCUUAUUGAUGUUACUAACGACCUUGAGCUUUAUGGUUGGAGGCAACAUGGAGAAACUGUGCCAACCCCUGCAGGACUUGACUUUAUUCAGCGAGUUUAUUGACAAAGGAGCUAUAGGCGGUCUUAGUAUAGGGGAAAUGCUGCAUAACAACAAAUCCUAUAAACUUGGAUUUUAUGACCUUCUUCUGGGAUGUCGUGCAAACAAGUCUCCGUUCAAAUUGCUCGGCCUCGAUCAUCUUCUACCCCUAGAAGAAUACCUGAAUCAUUCACAGUAUACAUCAACUCUAAAGGGCGAUAUGUCCGGAAUGUCUUCCAUUGAUCUGUCAAGUUUUUCUAUAUUGACUCGAGACAUGGAAAACGCCUUGACUGACAUGCAAAAUUCUGGCCUGUCAGACAUAGACUUUGCCGCUAUUAACAGCACGUUAAGUCAGAGCGUAGUCAGUGUUGAUUUUGAUGCACUAAUUACGGCUAUGGAGACCAUUCGAGACUCGUGCAGUGGCGCUACAUAUACAAGUUGGGACAAUCAUAUUACUGACAUGGAGACUAUACGUGACGUCACUUAUCCCGCAGUUACUACCGCGCAGACUAAUUUGAAGGAAUCCAUUGCGCAGUUGGAAUCUCUUUUAAGUGGAUUAGAUGAAAAAAUAAACAAUACAUUGGAAACUGCCAGGCAUGCAGACGACCAAUUACAAAACAACGUAACUGCUGUAAUAACAGAUGCUAUAGACGACUUUGUCACGAGGAUAACUACGUACCUGGAACAGUAUGGAGAUGAAGCUGUCGAUAUGGUUUAUAAUGAAUUUGGAAGAUGUUUGCCAUUAUGGAACCUGUAUGAUUCAGUUACAUCUAUUAUAUGUAAAUAUAUGGUUGAGUCACUGAAUGCAUUUUGGUUUGGCACUGGUUGGGGAUUGCUAUUCUUCAUACCUGUGAUGGUAUUGUCCAUGAAACUGUCAAAGUAUUACAGGAGAAUGGAAAAACAAGAAGGAUUUAAAGAAGAAGAGGAUCCGUUGGACGAAGACAUUGAUGAUUUUGAAGUCCGUUACGAUAUGAUGAGAAGACAAAACAAGGUUGCCCCAGACCCGGAUUUCAUGGAUUGAAGAGUGCAUUUAUUCUUAAGAGUACUGUGUGGAGUUAAUAUGAGCCGUGCCAUGAGAAAACCAAC
Molecule: messenger RNA, 2648 nt
Organism: Mercenaria mercenaria
Lineage: Eukaryota; Metazoa; Mollusca; Bivalvia; Venerida; Veneridae
Product: prominin-1-A-like
Exons: 27
Coding region: 1-2583 (860 amino acids)
Cellular component (GO): membrane
Source: RefSeq, a predicted model, not a curated record